Messenger RNA from Dermatophagoides farinae (American house dust mite), 1245 nucleotides. RefSeq lists its product as uncharacterized. Gene Ontology annotation, molecular function: protein dimerization activity. The record is from RefSeq and is a predicted model, not a curated record. Lineage: Eukaryota; Metazoa; Arthropoda; Arachnida; Sarcoptiformes; Pyroglyphidae.
CACACAUAUAUUCAAAAAACAAGCGGACCAAAAGUUCAAGAAAGAGAAACAAAACCAAGAAAAAAUUCUUAGUUUGAUUUACGAUUGAAUGACAAAAUGACAAAAAUUGCCUAUAUUCGUGCUACAAAUCGACAACAACAACAACAAUCAUCGCCAUCGAUGCCAAUAAAAUCAAUGAAUCAAUCGAUUAUACUUCAACCGUCGAUACCAUCAAUGAUGAUGAAUCAUCAACAGCGUCCUUCAUUUCCAAAUCCACAAUCAAAAAUGAUGAUGAUGAUGACCACGAAUAAUAAUAACAAUAAUAAUAAUGCACCAAAACCGAUGAUAAUGACACCGACAACCAGAUUCAAUACAAAUCCAAAUGUAUUAUUGGGAUUAGAUCAACAACAACAGAACGGUGUACGUAUAUCGAAACCAUUGAUGGAAAAACGACGCCGGGCACGUAUAAAUCAAUGUUUAUCACAAUUGAAAACAAUUGUUGUCGAUUCAGCUGGACAAUAUACACAGAAUAAUAAAUGUAAAUUAGAAAAAGCCGAUAUACUUGAAUUGACAGUAAAUUAUGUUAAACAGCUUCAUCAAGAACAUAUGGAACAAAAACAACAAUCAACAGGAAAAAUCGAUGAUGAUCAAUAUAUGGCCGGUUAUUCAGAAUGUGUACGACAAAUGUGUGAAUAUUUGACAAAAAAUCAAUCAAAAAUAUCAUAUGAAUCGGUGAAAGAAUUUCUUCAACAAUCAUUAUCGAUAACAUAUCAGAAUCAUAAUCAUCAAAGAUCACAAACGACUGCUACUACUACUACUACUACGACGACAACGUUUGUAACACCACCAUCACCGGCACCAUCAUCUGAAUCAUUAUCAUCAUCAUCAUCAUCAUCGAAUCAUGGAUGUUCACCACCAACUUCAAUAUCAUCAAAUUCUAAUUCAAUAAUUAAAUCAUCAUCAUUAACAACAACAAUCAUAACGGAUAAUAAUUACCGAAAACGAAAAAGAUUUCCAGAAUCAGAUACGGAUGCAGAAAUCACUGAUGAUGAUUCAGAUGGUGUUAUUGAUGAUGAUGAUGAUGAUGAUGAUGAUGAUUUUGGUUAUGGAUCAGAUUAUCAUCAACAACAUGAAAAUCAUCCAUUAAAUCUAAAGAUUAUGAAACAUGAUGAUUCACAGCAACCACGACGGCAACAAGAUUGUUUUGAUGAUGAUGAAAAUGUAUGGCGUCCAUGGUGAAAAUUCUUCUUUUUUUUGUAAUAUAAA